AUGUAUGAUCUUUUAUACAUGUGUGUAUUUUUAUUUUUUGUUGUUACCAUCUGUUAUAAUUUAUCAUUUUAUAUUGGUACUUUAAUAUUCAAAAACACUGAAGACAGAUGGGUAAAUGCUGACGGCCAAUGGAUUAGUGAAGACAACUACUGGGCAAGUCAGGUACUCCAAAAAAAGGAGCAACUACAACAAAUCCAACAACUCCAACAAAUCCAACACCUCCAACAAGAAAAACAACAAGAACAAAUCCAACACCUCCAACAUCUCCAAAAACUCCAACAACUACAUCUUAACCAACAACAAGAACAACUCCAACAUCUCCAACAAAACCAUCAGGACCAACUCCAAAAACUCCAACAUUACCAACAAUUCCAACAACAAAAACAACUCAACCAACUCCAACAACUCCAAAAAAAACUAAAACUUCAAAAACUCCAACAACUCCAACAAAAAGAACAACUCCAACAACUCCUAUCACAACCAAAGCAACCAGAAACACCACAACAGACACAACAACAACAAUCACAACAACUUCAACCAAAACAACAACCAAAACAACAACAACAAUCCCAACAACAACAACAGGGACAAGAGAUACAACAGGGACAACAACCACAAAACCAAAAUGUUCCAGCUCCACAAAUUAGCCAAGAUCCAAAAAAUCCAAAUGACAUUAAUUUACCUUUGGCCUAUUUACGUUUAAAUGAACGUAUAGAACUUUACCAAUUGAUGCCAAAAAAUGAAAUCCCAGGUGAUGGUAAUUGCCAAAUGCAUGCAUUAUCAGACCAGAUCUAUGGUGACUUACUCCAUAGCAAAUUAAUAAGAUUUAGAAUUGUCAGUUGGCUUAGAAGAAAUAAAGGCUAUAAACUUCCAAAUGGAGCCACUCUCUCUGACUUUAUCACUGAAAACAGUUGGGAGGAAUACUGUAAUAACAUGUCUAAAAAUGGCACAUGGGGCGACCAUUUAACAUUAGUCGCAGCAGCUGAACUUUUUAAAAAAAAUAUUUCUAUAAUAUCAUCAGUUGAAUCCCAGGGUAGUUUUUUCAUAGAUAUUACUCCAAAAAGCAAAGAAUACGAAAAUGGAAUUUUAUUAUAUCAUUUUGCAGAAUUCCAUUACGGGUCUUUAUGCCCAUUGGUAGAUUAA
Molecule: messenger RNA, 1143 nt
Organism: Dictyostelium purpureum
Lineage: Eukaryota; Evosea; Eumycetozoa; Dictyosteliales; Dictyosteliaceae
Exons: 2
Coding region: 1-1143 (380 amino acids)
Biological process (GO): protein deubiquitination
Molecular function (GO): cysteine-type deubiquitinase activity
Source: RefSeq, a predicted model, not a curated record